Messenger RNA from Prorocentrum cordatum, 853 nucleotides. The record is from the annotation of a GenBank genome assembly. NCBI's taxonomy places the organism in Eukaryota, Dinophyceae, Prorocentrales, Prorocentraceae.
AGCGAUGAGACUUCUGCUGGGUUUCUCGGUGGUUUGGCUGGGCGAGUUGGUUCUAGAACUGUUCCUCCUUAGCUACCCUCUUCCCCUCCUCGAGCAUGCGUCUUUCGAAUGCCGUGGAGUCUCGUGGCUCAAAGAGUCCGAGUCCUGUUCCGACGCUGGGUGGCCCUUCAACGCUUGCAGUGCUGUGGACCAAUGGGCGGCCGCGGGAAGAUUCGCGGGGCUGAUCAUCCAAAACGACUCACGCUAUUACAAAGGCUCUGCCGGCAAGGGGAAGAAGUACGGCAAGGGCUACGCGUACUCCGACAGCUACACCGACAGCUACAACACUCACGCGAACUACUACGGCCCCGAGGGCGGCUACUACUACGACGACGGGUGGUACGGCUACGGCUACGGUGGGCCUACAGGCAACUGGGGCAAUUACGGGGCGAUGGAUCACAUCGACGAGUCCGAUUCGGCCGAGAACGACAAGGACACGAAGCUGGAGAAACAGCGCAAGCGCCUGGCGAAGAUUGACCCAGAGUACGAGGCUCACAUCCAAGAGAAACGCACCAAGGAAAACGAGCAGGCGUUGAGGAGCCAGGGUGAGGCCUUGGCCUCCUCACUCAAAGCCACGUUCGAGUUGAAGGUUAAGAAGAUCACGACGGCUAAGCUCGCCGAGCUGGAGAAGAAGCAGAUGGGGUGGCUGCAGUCGUUGGUGGGCUCCUACGACGACGUCCCCGAGAACAAGACGUCGACGGAAUUGACGACUUUCGUGGAGACGCCCCUCGCGAACCGCGUGGUCAUGUCGCAGGCCAUCACGCUCAUCGCCUCCUCGGAUGUGGACCCGAAGGCGGUGGCAAUCAUGAACUUG